Messenger RNA from Hylaeus volcanicus, 1572 nucleotides. RefSeq names its product odorant receptor 4-like. Gene Ontology annotation, molecular function: odorant binding; olfactory receptor activity. NCBI's taxonomy places the organism in Eukaryota, Metazoa, Arthropoda, Insecta, Hymenoptera, Colletidae. Gene Ontology annotation, biological process: detection of chemical stimulus involved in sensory perception of smell; sensory perception of smell. The transcript is spliced from 7 exons. The coding region runs from base 10 to 1242 and encodes 410 amino acids. The record is from RefSeq and is a predicted model, not a curated record. Gene Ontology annotation, cellular component: plasma membrane.
AUUGUCAACAUGCGUGAUAGAUCGCGCGAUGCAGCUGUCGAACCCGUGGAAAAUCCUAAUUACGAGAAAGAUAUAAAUUAUACUAUAGAAAUGUGUCGGUGGUUUUUGAAGCCCAUUGGCGUUUGGCCAUUCGUUUACAGUCGUAUCAGCAAACUGGAAAAAGUCGUUUUAACCAUAUUAUUUGUAACGUGGUUCACAAAUUUGUUGUUUGCGCUCUUACCUCCUAGUCGGUAUAUCCUUUUCGAAGAGAAAACUCUCUAUGUAAGACUAAAAUUGCUCGGUCCAACGAGCUUCAGUCUAUCGUCCACGAUCAAAUACUGUUACCUAAUUCUGAAGGGAAGGACUUUCGAGAAUUGCAUCGUCCACAUCGAGAAAGAUUGGAAAAUGGUCCAGAAUCCAAUUCACCGUGCCAUCAUGUUGAGGAAUGCUUCUAUCAGUAGAAGUCUCAGCACAUUGUGCGCCGUUUUUAUGUACUCCGCGGGAUUGGCGUUUUACACUGUGAUGCCGUUCUUGUCCAAAGGACGGGUGAAAGGGAACCAAACUGUCAGGCCGUUGAUUUAUCCUGGUUACGAUGCAUUCUUCGACACUCAGUCUAGUCCGAACUACGAAAUCAUAUAUGCCAUUCAGUGUAUUUGCGGCAUCAUGAGGUACAGCAUUACGGUAGGCGCGUUCAGCUUGGCCGUGAUUUUUGUAACGCAUAUCUGCGGCCAAAUCCAGAUACAAAUCGCGCGAUUGGAAGAGUUUGCUCAGAGAAAGGAAAAAAUAGAUCCUUCUUAUAAAUCGCUGGACAUCGUUAUUCGAGAUCACGCAGUAAUCUUAGGAUUUUCUAAGGACGUCGAGGAAGCUUUGCGCGAAAUAUGUUUAACUCAGAUCGUGGAGUCGACACUAGUUAUGUGUUUGCUUGAGUACUACUUGUUGAAGGAGUGGGAGAAUAGUGACGCUGUUGCGAUAUCAACCUAUGUCAUUUAUCUAAUUUCGUUCACCUUCAACAUAUUGAUAUUUUGCUACAUAGGAGAAAUUCUCUCUGACCAGUGUAGUCAAAUGGGGCCAGCUUCUUACGAAAUCGACUGGUACAACUUGCCCCCUAAAAAAGCAUGUAACCUGAUUCUCGUGAAUAUCGUAGCUCUCUAUCCAUCGAAACUAACGGCUGGAAAAAUAAUUGAGUUAUCGCUGUAUACCUUCGGCACUGUGUUGCAAACAUCGAUAGUUUAUUUGAAUUUACUUCGGACUGUUGCCGAUUGAUGCUUUAUUGUCUUCGUGCGAGGCACAUAAGUAGUACCGAAUCCCUACAAGACUUGGAUUAUUUACUCAAAUUCAUACGAUGCUGAAUCUUGUUACGACAGAAACGAAUGUCAAUAUACUGGACGAGGCAUCUGACGAUCCCAGCUUGUAAACUAUGUGUUACAAGAAAGAUUGUUAAAUAUACUUGCCGAUUCAUCCUCUGAUAGAAAUAUACGACGUAAAUUGCCCCCCUUCCCCACAUAUCAAUUCUUAUCUUUCAGUGCUUCCUAGAAGAACUGCAUUUCACUUCGUUUAGGUUGUGUAUACUAAAUAACAUAUAAUCCGUAGACA